Molecule: messenger RNA, 4416 nt
Organism: Cyclocybe aegerita
Lineage: Eukaryota; Fungi; Basidiomycota; Agaricomycetes; Agaricales; Hemipholiotaceae
Source: the annotation of a GenBank genome assembly
AUGCCUCCAAAGCUAUCGCGUGGGGUGAUCUUUAGUGUCCCUGAUGACGAUGACGAUCCCCUUGAUUUCCCUGCUCUCUCCAAACCAUCGGCUGACCUUUCGGAUUCCCAGGCACCCCGGCUCUCAAAGUCUGGAACUCGUGUAGUCGUCGGGCGUGAUAUCCGGGAGUUGCGAGAGCGUGCGGAUGAACAGUUCAUGCAGCAUCAAGAAGGUCUCAGCAAGGCGAACCGUGAGGCGAUGGCUGAACUUCGCGGAAGCAACUUCCCUCGUCAGCAAGAAGACGACGAUCAAGCAGUGAUGGUGGAUGACGGGGAUCCAAUGUGGGUUCCUGUUGGGGACUUCUUGGAGAACGAUGACGCGUUUCGCACGGCGAUCGGAGAAGCUGUGCAUCAAAGCGGCAGCCUUCCACGCCGAUACAAGGACGACCGCACAUGGCAUAGGCGCGUUGAACGGAGUACAGCCAACUGGGCCCCUGCCAUGGACUCCCUCGUUGAAGGAUACCUCCAGUGGAGGUACGGUUCUGCUACUCCGUCCUCGACUUCAAACCCUGGCCAGCAAGCUGCCACAUCCCUGCCUCCUGCUGACCAUGAUGUGGUCAUGCAAGAGGAUAACUCGUAUGAUUUCUUGAUCUCUGUUGUUGACCUAUACACGCUGUCGACUACGUUACAUGUACCUCGCACUGCUGAAAUGACCACCCCAGAGGCCUUGGCGCUACAGGGUUACAUACCCUCAACGCCGUUGUCACCGACCAUCGCGAUCUCUAUCAAAACCCUCGAGUUGUUCCAGAGAAUAAGACUUUGCAAGGCGUCGUUUAGUGUAGAGGCAUUUAGUAAGGUCCUUUGUGACCUCUACGGAGUACCUUACCAACGAUGUCAAUGCAAUGCCUUGUCGGCUGCUUUUGAUGUUUAUCUGGAGAUUCUACGUACCGUUGAUAAGCGUGUGGCCGCCUUUCUAGGCAGGGACAGUCCGAAUUGGAGGGUGCUCAAUUCCUGCCCUCCCUGCACCUAUGAGUUGGAAGGAGAGCCUCAUCUCACCUUCACUCGCAUGUUUGCUAUGGAUGGCAAUAACUCCCUCAAACGUGUCGAAAAGAUUGGCGAACGCAGCAUUGGCGAUCAUCGUGUGUUCGAAGGAAGCGACUACUACCUUUCUGAGGAAUAUGUCAAUCAAUUUGCGGAUGAAGUGAAGGCACGUAAGAAGGCGGAGGAUUCUGUGUUGUCUGCUGCGCCUAGCAUACCCGAGCCCACACCUACAGGCACUGAAAGUCCGAGGGCCGCCGGCGAAGGUGGAACAUCAAGCGUGACAGAUUCCUCCCCAUUGGAGGGGGGCCAACAUGCACCCGAAGCUCUGCCUGCUACGGGUGCAACAGAUACCCUGCCGGCCACUGGUAAUGGCCCCACAUCAGAGUCCGUGCAAUCGGUACAACCAAACACCGAUGACGAUGUCAUGGAGGCUGAACCUGGUGAUGCGCAGCACCUUCCUGAACACCUCUUCCCAUGUGCCAACACCUGGAAGAACGCCUCCGCCGAUGAGAAGAAGCAGAUGUGGCAGCUCUUUCGCGAGGCGGGUGCCUUUGCCGGUGCAUGCAGGCACGGCAUGAUUCUCUGGAUUGUGGACAUGGUGAAAAGCGGUGAAUUGGCAAAAUAUCCCUUGGCCCUCGUCGCCAAAGCUCUCGACACACUCGGCACACGUCUCUUGAUUGGGUAUGACAUCGGGUGUGCCUUUUCGUCAACCAUUGCAUCAUCAUCUCUUGGUCCGAAGUUCCAGGCCUCUGGAUCGCGAUGCUGUGUGAACGCCUUCCACGGAUACAGCCAUAACUAUCUCUGCCAAGUCCACAAUCACCCUAAUGUCAUCGUCGGAAUGGGCCUCGAAGAUCUGGAGGUAAUGGAACACAUUUUCAGUGCAUCUAACCAGCUGGCUCCAGUCAUCCGCUAUGCCACACGUUUUCGACGUCGUGUUCUUAUUGAUUUGUUCUUUCGUCAGUGGGAUGAUGACAAAUACCUGAAUCUACCUACUUUCCUGUACGACAACUACAAGCAGGCACUCAAGAUUAUCCGAGAAGAUUCAAUCGCGCUCGAAGAAGCGAUGAAAGCAAGCCAUGUACUUUUGACCCUCGGCAAAGAAACAGACUAUGAUGUACAUGCGGUCGCUUAUGUCGAGCUGCUCCAGAAACUUGCCAAGUUGACUCGACUCUAUGAUGACAAGACAUCGUCGUUUUUGGUAGCUACUCCCUCAGAAUACAGGAGUGCAGAGGCUGGUGCUGGCGCUACUACAGGGGAGACUUAUGGCUCAGAGUUAUCAAAGACAAGAUGGCUCGAGACGGAACACAAACAUUUGGAUACCGAGCAUCAAUCGGUGUUGAAAGAGGUCAUGGAAUUUGAGCUGAAGCUAGGGAUCACAACAACCUGGACUCCUUCCACACCGGAAUAUAUCAAUGCUCUCACCUACAAGGACCGUCGAGAUUAUGACAUUGUGAAAGCUCUUCAAAAUCGGAGCAAGACCAUUCAGAAAGCCGUGAAAACGUACAACGCCGCGGCACUCGCACUUAAGCCACCCAAACCGACUAUCGACUGGGGAACCGUGUCGCACUUCAAAUUCUUAGAGGACUUCCCCCUCCUUCGCAAUACAAAGGCCGAUAUCGAUGGAAAACCCUGGGCAAAGCCGGUUAUUCGUGAGAUUAUCAAACAGCAUCACCGGCUGUGCCGCGCUCGCGAGGAGAUCACAAGGUGCAAUGUCGAAAUUCGUCGGCUUCACACUUACAUCAUCGAUGAGGGGAAAGACUUCGAACGAGCCCUCCUGCGAUGCACGCCAGCCAUUGGGCCUCUUGGUGGUGCUGUUAAGGAGUUUAUUCAUCGCCGAACACGGGCAAAUAUCUCCGUUCUCACCCGACUCGCUCGUAUCUACAAAUUCGAAGAAUUUUCAGGAAACAGCACACCAGGUGUUCGGAAGGGCCAAGCUCCAAUGGACAUUUCAGAAGACAGUGCGGUGCAGCCAGCUGUGGCAGCCAGCGAACACGAGAACUUGAAUGUGCCAUCUACCGUUCAGCAGGAUCGACUGAUAACACCUCAUGACAUUGCAAACGACGACUCGGACAGUGAUUCUGAUGGAGAAGGUGACACUACUCAAGAAGGCCUUGUUGCUAUUGUUGAUUUUGUGUCGCAAUUGUCAGUCAAAGACGGCUGGCGUGCACACUACAUCUCGAACAUGAACACUGGCGAGGUAUGCUACGUCUCUGUUGGUGGUACCCAACGAGGCAUACAUGCAAGCAUGCCUUUCCUCAGCAGCCGUCGCAACCACCCUACUUUUCCAAUUGUUUUCAAGUGCCAGUCCCAUGCCGAGGCAAGCAUGUUAACUAUGGUGAAUGGGCUGAUCGAGCGCGGUCCCACGUUUCAUGGCGAUGUCCUCAACAUUGCCUGGUUUGUCUUCACAGACCCAUUCAUCAUGCAAAUAUGCCCCGACAGGCACCCUUUUUAUCCAGUUUACUAUGCCAAGAUGUCCCUGAGGGUAGUUUUCAGAGACUACCGGGAUGUGGAGCCCAUCGUCAAUGGUGCUGUGCGGCCUAUCUUUCGUCGCUGCGAGUACUUUCACGAGGCAUUAGUUUUCAUGAUCUUGCGUGGUCAGCACCACCUUCUUGAUGAUUUCCCUUUUACCCCAAAACCGUAUGAAGAACGACGAAGUCCACGUACAAGCGUCGGUGCCCCACCUUCCAUAAUUAUCCCUGCUGGCAGCUCUACCCCUUCUAGUUUACCCUCGGUCAGCUCCGUCUCAUCAGUGACAUCGUUGGAUUCGCAAUCAACAGCAGCAAGUGGUAAAUCUGCCUCCCACCCACCGAAACACGCCACAGGGGCCAAGGGAAAGAAAAUGAGUGCCGACCCCUCCAAUCACCAACAACUUGCCAUUACUAUGACCCCUGCCACAUCCAAGUGCCCACCUACAACCAGGAAGCCACCUGCCAACACUGCCAACACUGCCAACACCCCCACCGCCACUGCCCAAAACUCAGAUUCUGCUCUGAACCACCUAAAAGCAUCAGCUGCCACCUCUACCAAGAAGCAACCUAUUGUGAUAGUGAGUUCAGAUUCGGAGAUUGAUGAGUCAGGCGAGGGCGACGGCUUGGACACCGUGGUACUACUGCCCAAACCUUGCCUCCGUCAUCGUUUCAUCCGUUCAUUGGCAGGUAUUGUCGGCACGGUGGAAGUUGGUAAGGAAGGUCCUAUUGAAGACCCGCCACCUUUGAUCAACAAGUUCCUGGACCACUUCUUCAAGUGCCACGGUUUCCUUUCCUCCUCAAUUUGGACUAUAAAACAUGCAAGCGAUCACAGCAAGAACCGAACUGAUUUCAUAAAGUACCUGACCGACCGUGGCGCGCCUCGGUUAGAGAUUGAGUGGAUCUGGGAGCACCUUGGUCGCCAGGAGUGA